This is a messenger RNA of Aplosporella prunicola CBS 121167, 2988 nucleotides long. RefSeq lists its product as uncharacterized. Lineage: Eukaryota; Fungi; Ascomycota; Dothideomycetes; Botryosphaeriales; Aplosporellaceae. The transcript is spliced from 4 exons. The coding region runs from base 1 to 2988 and encodes 995 amino acids. Gene Ontology annotation, biological process: vesicle-mediated transport. Gene Ontology annotation, cellular component: intracellular membrane-bounded organelle; Mon1-Ccz1 complex. The record is from RefSeq and is a predicted model, not a curated record.
AUGGCCGCCCAAGCAGCCGCCCAAGCCGCCGCCAAAGUCGUCCCCGCCCAACUAGCCUUCCUCGCCAUUUACAAUCCCUGCCUGGGCCGUACCGACGAGACCUUUCGCGACCAGCUCGUGUUCUAUUACUCAAAGAACUCGCGACCGCGGCGCCGCGACGACGCCCAACCCGCAGACGCCCAUGACGACAGCGACGACAUCAACGAGCAGCUCCGCCAGAUCGGCCUGGCACAGGGCGUUGUGAACUUUGCCCAGAGCUUCUCCGAGGGCGAGCCCGUCGACCACGUCGACACCGAAAAGUCGCGAAUUGUUCUAUGUCCGCUGGAGGGGGAGUGGUGGGUGUUGGCGUCCAUUGACCUGACCCGCCUGCCCGCAUCGCAAACGUCGGCCAAAUCUCCCACGGACACGUCGGCCUCGACGCCGCCCCAGGCCAUAGAGUACUCGUCCCGGGAGGUCAGCCCGCCGGACCUGUUGCUCAAGCAGAUCCAGCGCGCCCACAGGGUCUUCCGCCUGCACCAUGGGCCGUCGCUGUCGGACCUGUUUGCACGCCUGACGCGCACAAAGUUCUGCAACAUCCUUGACAACUUCUGGUCACGCUUCGCGCGCACGUGGGAAGUCCUGCUGCACGGCAACCCGGCGACGGAUAUCUACGGAGGGAUCAAGCUUGCGGCUGGCGGGGAGCUCGGCAUGGGCGUGGGGGAGGAAGAGUGGGGCAGUGGCGAGCGGGACGUGUUCGAGGACUUUACCGCGCGCACCGACGGCCUAGUGGACAUGGUCGUGUCGCGCUUUGGCGAGCCCGCAGCGGAGGACGCGAAAAACGCCUCGGAACAGGCGUUGGCGGACGCUGACCCGUGGCUGGGCAUGGGCCGUGAGCCCGAGACGGACGACGGCGUCAUCUUCUCUGGAAUUGGUGCUAUCACGCGCCCCUCGCUGCGAGAUGUGUCGGCCUGGACCCAGUGGGUCUACACGUAUGGCGAGCGCGCGUACGGCGUGCGCGACAAUCCGAACUCGGACCGCAAACGCCGCAGACGCCGCAAUAACGCGAGCAAGAUGAGCAACAACCUGCAGUCUCCGACGCCGAGGGGCAACGGCCAUGCAAGAGAGCAGUCGGAGGGCAGCGUGCCAAGUAGAUCUCAGCAGCAGCAGAAAAGUAAAGCCCCUGGACUGCCUCCAGGGAUACCACCGCCCAUUGUCACUGCCGUGGAGAACUCGCUGGAUGAGGCGUCCACCGCCGCCGAUGCUUCGCAAGAGCAGCAGGGCGCGGGAAAGAGCCCGAGCCAAGGCGCAGGCUACGGCGAUACGCUGAUGAACUAUCUAACGCUAGGCUAUGGAUCCAGCUGGGGCGCAGGUUUGACCAGCAAGAAAAGCACGCCGCCACCGCCGUCCGGUCGGCCGCAGGAAGGCACACAAAACCAGAAGCAGCACGAGCACGACGAGCGCGAGAAGCCGGACCAAGCGGCGGGCGCGGGCAUGCAGCACCUGGAGCCUCAGCCGGACGUCGACCCGCGGGAAGAGGCCAUAAACACGCAGAUACGGCGUGAGAACAUCGGGCACUUCCUCGUAGGGUUGCAGGGCGACCUGGACAACGAAGAGCCAAACGAAGACGAAGUCAUGGGCCUCGAGACCGACGCUAGUAUCGGUAGCAUUGGCGGCGGUGAUUACAAUAGAAGGAUCAUGCUGCGCACGCUGCAUGUCAAGGUGCAGAAGCCAUCGGCCAGCCGUAACGGCGACAGCAGCAACCGCAACAGCAACGACAACGACGGGUCCUCCUCCGACACAAUCGCGGAGCUGCCGCCACAGCCGGCAUACGAGAAACUGCGCGUGGUAGUCUACGUCCACCGCCCCUUCAUAUUCACGUUCCUCUUCACGAACCGCACCGAAGUCCUCUCGUACGCGGCCUUCUACCGGCACAUCCACACGUUCCUCGCGCCCAUGUACAAGCCGCUCGCGCUAAGCACGUCGCCCGCCCGCGUCGCGGCCCGCAUCGCCGCCGCCGCGGACCCGUACACCACGGCUGCAGCGAGCUCCCAGCCCAUCUUCGACCUGGUGUACGACCCGCUCGCGCUGAGCGUGCACAGCAGCAUCCCCUCGAUCCCGGAACCCGGGACGCUGGGGGCCGAGGGCCUGGCCGGUGGCGGCGGAGGCGGCAGCGGGCACUGGGGCGGGGGCAGCGGCCGCGGCGGCGCGAGCGGCUACGCUAUAGGCAGGGGAGGCGGUGCAAGGGGCGCGCCCGUGUGGACCCGCGUCGAGGCGCUGAAUACCCACGCCCAGAUCCUGGCGACGGUCGCGAGUGCGCGCCGCACGCCUGCCGACGUCGAACGCACGGCUAAGACGAAUCGCGGGUGGUGGCUGGUGUGGAUGCGGCUGCCGCCUAGUAGGGCCGUAGAGGCCGAGGCAUGCACGACGUGUAGGGAUGGCUCUAGUGACGCGGGAGCGGGUGUCGGGGUGGAGAAGGAGAAGGAGAAGGAGAAGGACACGCGGACGGAGGAGGCGGUGCGCUCGCUGCAUCUGUCGCGGCAGUUGGAGUUGGACGGCGACGACGCAGGCGCAAGCGCAAGCGAAACGCCCUUCUCAGCAGCAUCAACAUCAACAUCGCCGCCCCCCACCCCCACACCCCCCAAGCACAACCCCCCCUCCUCCUCCUCCUCCCCAGCACACACCAACAUCCCGACCGCCCUCUUGCGCGAAGCGCUCCUAAUCCGGCGCUCGCACUCCUACACGCACUCGCACUCUUCCUCCACCAGCUCUGCCCACAACGCCACUUCUAACACCACCGGCGCCGGCGGGAGCAUAGGCGCGGGCACGGCGGCGCUUUGGCGGCUGGGUGUUGGGCUGGCUGGUGGUGGUGAGGGGGGAUGGGGUAAUGGGGGCAGUGGAGGGGGGAGUGGAAGGGGGAAUGGUGGUGGUAAUGGGGGGAGGGGCGUCGUCGAGGGCGUGGGAGUUGAUGCGCGCAGGUAUGUUGAGGGGUUGCUUAGUUUGAGUCGGUAG